Blepharisma stoltei is the source of this 441-nucleotide messenger RNA. Lineage: Eukaryota; Ciliophora; Heterotrichea; Heterotrichida; Blepharismidae. The record is from the annotation of a GenBank genome assembly.
AUGAUUUUCAUUUGGCUCAUUUCUCUGAAUCUUGCAGCUUCUUCCGUGACUGAAUGUGAGAUAGAAUGAUCAAAAAUUAUAGAGUCUGGUAAGGAUCUGCUUUCUGCAAAUCCUACAAACUAUACCAAAAUGUUUAUGUAUUCAGGGUUUACUAUUAAUAAUCUCGGGCAAUAUGACUCUUGCAAUGAUCUUUCAUACGCAAAGUAUGUGCUGAUUGAGCUAUCCCCACAGCCAGCGUUGCUUUUAGCUUUAUGUGGGCCAAAAAUAUGCAACGAGGCCGACUAUCAAAAUAUUUUUAGUCAUCUUUUAUUAGAAAAAUCAGAUAUUUCGUCAUAUAAUGUAUCAUUGAAAGCUAGCAAUCAGGGUCCAUUUAUAAUGUUUCCUAAAGAAUUUAUUGAUGACCACUUAAGUGAUUACAGCGCAGGUGCUAUUUUAAUGUAA